AAAUUAUGGCGGUCUAGGAAUUUCUUCUUCACGGUGAGUUCAACUUCAUAUAAAUACGUGCCAUUUUAUAUGUGUAUAACAUCGAUGUUGAAGUGAUGUCAUUUCCCUCGCCAGAUCGUUGACCUCCGGUAGGUACGAGACAGUCUUCCACAUUCGCUAUAUUUUACCUUCAAAUGUUCUUACAAAAGAAACACUGAGUUGUUUUUUAUAAUUCACAGUCGAGCCCGCCUCGUUGAGAUUUUCUCUUUUUGUUUCUAAGUGUAAAAAUCCUUCACAAGCCGUUUGGUGAUCGACUGCGUCGACCUGCAUAGAACUCAAAGAGCUUAGUAAAAAUAUUUCUGCCUCAUAGUUAAAGAUAUUCCUGUUUUUUUUUUCCUCGAGUCCUUGAAAGAGAAAAUCUUUUUCGGGAUUACAGAAAGGUCUAUAAUCAGUUCAAAGCUGGUUGGAAAACUUUUAGAUUAUAACAGCGAAAAUUUUUAUUUCUUUCUCGACCUUUGAUAUUUCCGACACGCGCUUCGUUGUCGAGAUCGAAGUAUUUUUUUAGAUUCUUGAUUUUAACGUAACCGUAUGUUUGAAGCGAACUGGUCUCUCAAAUACGUAUUCACUAAACCUCCCUAAUUUUUGUAAUGCUAAGGUGAAGAUAUGCAGAGGUUUUUAAUGUGAUAUCUUUCAUAAUUUUAUGGUUUACUCAAGCAUUUUAUCGUAACUCUACGUCAGCCUUAGUUAUUGUCAUCGAAGUACAAAGCAUGUAUAAGCUGUGACUCGUGUCUUGCCAAUUAUAUGUUCAACGUAAUUAAUCUGACUGUAUAUUCUCGUGAUUUUGUAUUGAGAACUAAGAAAAGGUUUUCUUGGUGCCGACUUCAUGAUACAGGAUUUUGUAAUAUUUUUCUCACUGUGGUUUUUACUUUAAGUAAAAUUUUUGACACGUUUUAAUAUUGCCUUACAACAUGACGAAUAUCACAAAUCCACAGAACUGUUGCUAAACAAGAUGCUCUCAGAGUUGUAUGUAAUGAUUUCAAAAACUCUGAUUAUGCCACCGCGACUAUAAACUGUUAUAGCGUUGCUUAAAAUGUUGCAUUGUAAAAUUUAGAAAAGUUGAACAUUAAACAGCUAUUUUUAGCCAAGGGUCGAUAUUUUAAUCUCAAGUGUUGUUAAAAAUGUUAUGUCACUUAUAACUUAUGUUCUUUAAUAUUCAAAUUCUCAAAAUGAAUGUCCAUGAGAUUUUAUUCCAACCAGGGAUUGUUCUCAUGAGUGUCUUCGUCUGAAAAGUAAAAAUGACCGAAAAUUGUUUUCAGGUCAAGAAGUGCUCCUUUCAGAAUUUUUCUCAGGCUAUAUUUUUUUUACAGUUACCACAGGUGCAAGGUUCCUAUCAAAGUAAUAUUUUUGUGGAUAUUGUCUGAAAUAAAAUGAUAUCUGCUUUGCUGUUUGAUUAAAAUUUUUAUUGGCAUGUGGGUACCAUUAAUAAUUAUUCAGUGUUAAAUAUAAAUUAAUAUUUUGGGAUAUUUCAGUUAUGCAUUGGAACUUGCCUGUAGCCAGCAUCCUUAGUGCCAAGAUUAUGGUCACUGGAGGGAGUUGGUUGGUUACAAAAGGCUCAACUAUAACACACCCCAGCACUUUGACUGGGAAAUUUUGUAUAUACAUGUAGCUGGUCUUUUAUACAUGUAAGUGGUGGUGCACACGGAAGGAGAUUCAACUGUAGUCUCGUUGAAUUAAAAUUUAGUUACUUAAUAUAGCAAACAAGUAAUUGCAUUGAUAUAGAUAUGAAUGAAGUAUUUUGAUCUCUCAUAACAUUUUGCAAAUUUAACUGAUGUGAAUUGUACCAUAAAAUUGAAGAGCAAUAAAACCAUAGUGGUUAACACUUUUUAUUUCCUUACUGAAGUUAUCAAAUUCUUUGCUAGAGGAGAAAAAAAUUUGAUAAAUUUUAAGUUGAUGGACAGUAUUUGUGAAUAAUAUAGUAAUAUGGUAACUGUUCCUCACCAAUGUAACCAAAAAAGUUGUGUGCAAUUAGAAAAGGAACUAUUUUUAGAUCACAUUUUGACUGUCAUUGCUUUAAAGAAUGCUAUUUUUGUAUUGCAUGUGUAAUUAGUCUUGAAAAAUAACAGUUUUCUUCAACAAAGUUCAGCUACUUCUUACAGUUCAAGUAUCCUUCAAUGCAGUGUAUUGAUUGAACAUUAGUAGUCACUAUUGUUAACUGAAGAUUGUAACUUGAAUGUACAACAAUUUCACAUGACAUACGGUCUGUCAUAAGAUAAAAACGAACUUGUUCUGAGUUCAUCAAAUUUAUGUCAUCAGGUAGGGACAUGAUUGUGUUGACAAGCAUAUUUUCUUAGGUUUUAAACAUCCAUUUAAUCACCUCUUAAGAGAUGUAGUGAAAAUUGCAAUUAGGACAAUAUACAAAGGGCUUCUAAAAUCCAAUUUCUAUUUUAUAGUAUGUCACAUUACUGAGCUCUGAAAGUCACACUUCCAGCAUAGUAAACUAACAAUCAUAUGAGUAUCAAAUUAAUAAUAGUCAGGUAGUCUGUACACAUGCUCAAAGCUUCCAGACAUAUUGCAUGAACAGUAAAUUAGCAUUUAAUGAGAAAUGCCACUGAGAUGCAAUACUUCCAAUAUUUAUAACAGCAAUGCAUAAUAUCACAUACCCAGCCUAAGCUCUUUGAGUUAACAAAGGACAAUAAAGACCAUCUUGAUUCUUGUUAGAUGAGAGUUGUUUUUACUAAAAACAUUAGAAUUUAUUAACUGUAAUGAUAAAAAAGUGAUUAAAAUGGAAUGUUCCUACAUUGUGUUAUUGUAAUGUCAUAAUUUUCCUGUACAAUACUUUUUUAUUGCAUAAACUCUGUUUAGUAGAAUUUAUUGGAGCUUAUAAAUUUAAAGUUUUUACAGUAACUAAUUCGAACUCUUUUAUUGUAUAUUAUAUAUUUUGGCCUUUACUUUGAUAGUUCUAUAUUUUGGACAAUAUAAGCCAGUACUAGUGUACCUUUUGGAAAAUUAUAAUUUUGGGCUUAAAUUCUUGGUCAGCUUUAACAAGCUCAUUUGUGCACUUAAUUAUUGUUAAUUAACUAGUUCAAUGUCAUAUUUUUUUAUUAUCAAAUUUUAAGUAGAGGGUUAUAAUUCAGAAUGUUUAUGUAGCUUCAUAAAUCAUAAUGCUUCUUUGUAUUGCAGAAGAAGACCUCAUAUGAGGACCACUUCCAUAUAGUUACUCUUCAGAGGCUCUAAGAUUGGUGCAUUUAACUGAGUUCAACAUUAAACAGUUAACUGAACACGUCAAGUUAUGCGGGAAAAUACUCCUGAGAAAGCUACAGUAACUGCUCCCAAAACACUAAUCAUGACUCACAAUGACGACAACAUAGAAGAGAAAUCUAUUGACAAUCAUUCCAUGGAAGCAAAUGACACUGAGAUUUCUACUAAAGUGAAGCACAAGGAAACCAUGAGUGAUGAUGUGAAAAUGCAUAAUUUUACUGAAUGUUGCAGGUGAGAUUAAUUUGUCUAUUCUUGGCCAGAUAAUUAUUUAUGAGUAUUUCCCUUAACUGAAAAGCUCUUUCCUUUUUACCGAUAUUUUAAUACCCAGGGAGUUACUGCUUUAAUCUUUAAUUUUCAGGCUAGAGUGACAAUAAUAUUCUGGAUCGUUCAAAGUCUAAUACUAGUAGCUUUGUUUAAUUAACCUUGAUUGCUACAUUGUAUUUUGAGCUUAUAAACAAAGGAAGGUAGAAAGUUUUUCCUUUUUUAAAUGCCUUGACACCAACAAAUUUGUAUAGCUAAGUUUCUUAACUGUCAUAGAGACAGUUUGCCCAGAAACGUUUAAAAUAACUUUUACAUGGUGGUAACUUACUUAGCCAGGUUAAUCAUGUUGAAAAAGAUCACAUGAUAGCAUGCACAAAAGUAUUAAACUCAUGACUUCCUUUGCUGCAGUUCUGAGAGAUCUUUGAUCAACCAUAUUAUUCAAACAUGUGCAGAUUAACUCCUGAUCUAAAUUCAAAUCCCCCCUUUGUUUCAGAAGCAUGUUCAAGACAUAAACUGUAAAGAGAAUCAAACAGAAGUCGAUUAUCCGGCCAGGCACUCCUUUAUUCAUUCAAUGCCCAUUAUUCAUUCAAUGUCCAUGUUCAUUCAGUGUUUCCUGUUGAUGUUUUUGAGUACUUUUUCCAGCCUACUCCAAAGCUUUUGCCACCUACAUAAAGUCUAGAAUAAAUAUACGCUAAUUCCCGGUGCACUUAAAACUGUGUUAAAUAUGUUAUGAGCAACUGAAAUUAGUUUUUGACAGAUAUGGACAAACUACCUCUGAAUUAAACGGAUGGCCCCACGGUUUCAACGGGCGAAACAUAUUUGUGGUCCCAAUAUCUGAAACUUUUUUGGAAAACAAUAAUUAAUAUUUCCAGACUCAAGGUUAUCAAAUACCAUGUAGGUGAGCAAUAGAGACUUUAAAAAUCGCAGGAACCAAGAUGUUCUCAUGAUGUAACUGUGCAAUGUGGACAAAAUAAAAUUCUAAAACUUUUCAUUUUGUGAUUGAGUGUCUUGGUUACUGCCGAGAUUGAAUAUUAUUUGACCACGGGAAAAAAAUCACUAAUUUUGAAGCACUUUUUGUAGCUUUAAACAAAAAAAUCCAGACUUUUUACCAUUGAUCAAGACUUAAUCUGUGUUUUCCAGACUUUCUCCAGGUCUGGAAUUAAACUUUCUCAUAAACAGCUAUUUAAUUGCUUCGCAAAUUUCAAGACCUUUUCAAUGAUUCAAGACUCUGUACGAACCCUGUUUCUGUUUCUCGUAAAACACAGUUUUUAUCUUAUUCGAUAUUCAUUGCAUUUACCUUUCGUUUUGGGUUUGCCCGCAGAAUGUGGAUGUGCUCCCACUGCAGCAAGAGCUUUGCAUCCUCACGUGCUCUCAAGAUCCACGAGGUAAAACAGCACGAGAACGCCACUCGCCACGUUCUUAAAUGCGGCACGUGCAAUGAGGAGUUCGAACACUCGAAUCUACUUCAUAUCCACAUGCGAGUCCACCACAACGUGAAAGUGCGCUGUCCGCGUUGUAAGGACAUUUUUGAACACCCGAACGUCUUGAAACUGCACUACAAGACCCACCAUUCAGAGCCAGUUUGCGUCGCCUGUGGUUUAAAAUUUGACCACGACAAACUCUUGCGACUACAUUUGGAGCACUACCACAAGAUUGACAGCAAAGGUGCUAAAAAGUGUGUUACAGCAUCCAACGGCAGAAAAUCCAAAGGGAGUGCAGAACAGGAGGUGGCUGGAGGUGUGUGCGGAGAAAGCAUUGCCACUGUAGAUCAGGGAAAUGUGGACAGUGAAGUUGACGAGGAAAUGCGACAAGUGAAGGAGGACGAAAGCCGCGACGAGGCAAAUGGAGUUGUUACCAACCAAUGGGAUGACGAUGAUGAUGCGAUGUCGCAUGAUAGCAGUGAUUCCAGGGAUGAAGGUAGCAGUGAUGUUGAGAUAGAAGACAUUGAUAAAGGAUUUGAGCCCGGGUUAAGGGAGGCAGAGAGCCCUGUGGCACCAGAAAAACAAGACCAAACAGAGAGCCACGUGAAUUGUCGAGGUCAACCGCAAUGUUCCAGGUCACCUCACCAAUGUAAGGGAGAAACAGAAAGCUUUUUGUUAAAUACUGAUAGCGGAAGCAGUGAGGGAGAUGUUAAAAAGGAAAGAGGUGUUUCCUCAGUCGCCGUUGAGUGGCAAAACCCAAUUCGGCCACGGAGAUCCUCUGUUAUUGUUACCACUGGUAGCGCCUCACCACCCCUUACACAUAGCAAACAUAAAGUGAAGGAACUCCGAGAAUGUACGCAAGAGACACCCAAAUUUACCCUUAUUGUUACUGACUGGGAUGCUAGUUCCAAAGGAAGCCCACGGUCUCCGUCAGGAUCUUACGCGGAAUCGCCCGCUUCAACGAUGUCGGGAGACGAGAGCGGUGACUCCGAGUCGACCAGUCCCAGGGCACGCUCGGCAAAGCGUGUUACCACACUGCGCUGCAAUCGUUGUCAAGAGGAAUUUUUGUCUAAGAUGGAAUACCUUCAUCACCUGAUAUCGCAUCAAAAGGGAGAUGAGCUGAACAAGGCGGAAAAUGAUAUGAGUCCAGAAAGUAAAGCCUUCGAAAAGCUCAAGUCAAGUCUGCGAAUCAAAAUGGAGGCAAGACGAGAAGACAGGUCAACUGAUGACGAAACCCAUGAAUUCGAACGUGAAGUUCAGAAAAGAGCAAGUCCUGGUAGAGAUACUGAUGAUCCGAUGUUCUCACAUAUAUCUCGUACAAGCCCACCUUUUUACAAGGAAGCCCCGUCCCGAAAUUUGUCCGUUCCUUGCACGCUAUGUAGCGAACAAUUUUCCGAUUGGCGAGAGCUCAAGGCUCACGUGGAAAGUCGCCAUAAAAGACCUCACUGCUCCGAGUGCGGACUGCAGUUCGAUCACAAGAACUUGUUAAAGAUUCACAUGAACUCGUAUCACAGCUCUUUGGACGUUCUGCAGUGUUACCAGUGUGGAAAAUCGUUUGGUAACCGCUCGGAGUUUGUCAGUCACGUGACUUCUCACGAAACUUCGUUAAAAGGAACCAAAGACAUAAGAAAGGAGCAUAAACCUCUCCGACGAAUGUCUAGCGCGCCGGUGCCUGGUGAAAACUUGAGUCGAUUUCGCUCUCAGGGCCCUAUGUUAUUGGCAAGGGAUCGUAGUGGAAUCAGCCGUGAUUUGGGCGACAACGGUGAAGUCAAGGAGCGAGGCGAUCAGGUUUUACAUCCAAUGAAAAGCCAAAUUGACGACUUAAGACCUUUCGUUAAUCGAUUGUUUCCAAGUUAUGGGGUGUUCCGCCAUCAAAAACAAGAAACUAUUACGUCUCAAGAACAAGGUGAUUGGUAUCGUAAAAUAAAAGGGAACCUUUUUACAGUUCCAGAGUCCAAAACGAGAAUAUUUCUACCAAAAUGUCACGAGGAUGUAGGACAUGACCGCGAACAUUUGGGCGUCAAAAGACGGCUACAGGACGAGAGAGAGGAAUUCUCGCCAGGAAAUGUAAAAGGUGAUUUCGUCUCGAAGAAGCCAGCUUCUUCGGAGGAGGCUACAACAGCUCGGAUUUCAGCCUUUUCUGCAUACGAAAGAACUAGCCGAUCCGACGAGGUCACGAGGCAUCCCAUAUUAGGUAAAGCGAAGAGGGACCGGGAUGGCUUACCAAUUGGUGGGCCCCCUCCUUUGAUCCCUGUAGUUCAUCCUGGAAUAUCCCAUAGCUUCGCACAAACGUCGGACGCAGGUUUACUGAGAGUACAUCGUCCCGUAACCCGCACUGCUUCAGCAAAUUCAGCUCUUAGAUACCCGAGGAUGCUACCAUUCCCUACCCAGAAACCUACCUUGCAGUCCUCAAGAUGGGGACCAGACUUAGAGCCAGCAGUGCCUUCAAGCCCUGUUCGGGAUAGCCCGAGGGAUCCGCCAGAAUUACCAUCUCGAGAGAGUAUCAACAACAUCACAAAAGAGGCUCUUCUACAUUCUUUGUCCCUUAGGAGAAGAGCUAGCGCUCCUGAACUCGGAGCUCUAGUAAAACCCCUUGCCGAGCCUCGGAGUCGUGCGGCCCCCGAACCAAUUAAAAAUCCUCCUGGAAAUAACGUAAACAAUUGUGAGAAAACUGAAAGCGCCCUCGCUGCAGCAUCAGGGCGACUCCGCCAGCUCAAAGAAGGGUACCAGCCGAGGCGAAAACACCCGCGGGAUUUUACUUGCCACCACUGCGGGAUUUACUUUGGGCAUAAGAAACUCCUUAAGAUUCAUUUGGACUGCUAUCACGGCUCUGCACAAGAGCUUCAGUGUCUCCGCUGCGAAAAGAAUUUCUCCAGUCGCUCGGAGUUCCUGGAGCACUUGAUGUCGCACGAAGGUGGUGAUGAACUCCUGGCUAUUCAGAGAAAGCGUUUAAGAUUAGAUCGUCGUUCGUCUCUUCCUCACGAAGGGGAAACCGUCAUUAGACACGAACUCAACUCCACUGUAGCAAAGGAAACUACACCGAAGAAGGAAACAGUCUUACGGGACGAACCUAAACUGGCAGAUACCCCAGGGGAGCUUCGAAAACCCCUCCUGAAUGAGUUAAAAACGCGGACUUCCGAAAACCCCGUGGAGAAUCUGAAACCAAAUGGCGUGGAUGUGAAACGAGAAAGCCGUGUCAACAGCUUGAAACUCGGCAACGAGAGACGCGAAAAUGACAGUGACAGUGGUUCGAAUUUCUGCUUCGUUUGCGGGCAGUCGUUUACCAGUGGCAAGAAACUGGAGCAUCACAUCUCGUCGCACGCGGUGGUUGACCAAAAUGGCCGAUACUGCUGUUCGUUGUGCCAGAAGUCGUUUGACCAUCAUCGCAAGCUGGAAAUCCACACGCGCAGCCAUACGGGCUUUAAGCCUCACAAAUGUGAGUUGUGCGGACGGUCCUUUCCCUAUUACAGCUCUUACUAUUAUCAUAAAAUGACCCACACUGAAGACCGGCCUCAUAAAUGUGGAGUUUGUGGUAAGGGCUUCAUACAGACGAGGUAUCUUCGGUCGCAUAUGAAGACACACAAGGAGCAGAAUGGGUGGGCAAGCGACGAGGAACUUGAUGUUGAUACCGUCGCCGAGCAAGUAAAGAAAAACGAUGGCGCAAACACAACUAAGAACUCUCCUUUUCACGAGACUGAGACACAGAUUGAAACAGAGCCGACUGAUCAGGAGGGUUAUUCUUCCCAGGGAGAAUUAGAGAAGCAUGAUACAGCGAGAAUAUUGUGCAGUUUCAAGCAAAGUAGCAACGUAGGAAUGCGGACGCAGAGUCGGUCUAAAGAUGAUCAGAGAGACAGUGAACUGCGCGAUGACUUGGUAUUGGCAAACGGUUCUCACAGCGAGGGCACUCCGAGCGUGAAUCAAACCGAAGAGGCGAACCUUGGCGCUCUUGAGGAUAGUCAACUUAAAGGCACUCAGGGUCUUAGUGACGCUGCUGAAGCUGCAACGAACGUCAAGAAAGAAACUACUCAGGGUACAAACGAUGAAUCUCCUAAAAAGACCAAGAAAAAGAAGUACAAAUGUAAACACUGCGAGAAAAACUUCAGUUCUUAUAGCAGCCUGCACGUUCACGUGCGCAUCCAUACCGGUCAUCGGCCAUACUCGUGUAACCACUGCUUCAAGAAGUUCACCCAUUCCAGUGGGUUAAAGCGUCACGUAAGGUGUCAUACGGGAGAGAAGCCGUAUCCAUGCCCGGCUUGUCCUUCGGCUUUUGCAGACCGUGGUGCUCUCAAGUCACAUAUAAGGACUCACACAGGGGAACGGCCCUUUGUCUGUGAUUUCUGCAAUAAGUCUUUCACCCAACCGAGUUCUCUUCGAGUGCACAAGAAGACGGUGCAUGCUCACGAGUUUUUCGAUGAAAAAUGACUGCAAAUUGUCCAUUUCUUACGCUAUCUAGAUGCUUUUUCUCGUCAAAUUUUAGAUUUCUUGUAGACUUAUCUCGCAUUCACUGUGAUGUAACGUUACGAAAAAGAAAACGAAAACUAGUACAAGAGACUGUUCCUAGUCUAGGCAGUGUUAGACUUAUUUCUAUUUCCUAAGUACAAUUGUAAAUGGUAUUUAAUUGCCAAAUUCGAAUAGUUAUUGGCUUUUCAAAACUGAAAUGAAUUUACAUUAAUUCACAGAGAAGGAAUUUAGAUUCAGGAAAAAUCUCGAUUAAUUUUCGCUUAAGUUGGUGAAGUUCCAGGUGAAACAAGUGAUCUCCCUAGCAUUUGGUUCCGACUUGAUCAAUAGUAGAGUUCGAUUUUAAGUUAAUUCAGAGUAAUAACAACGAAGAAAAUAAUAGGUGGAUAGUAACUUGAAUUAUAAUGAUAUCAGGUGUCACGACCUGCUAUGGAUAAUAUUUAACCACAUGUAAUAAAUUAUUUAAAGUUUUUUGCCUCGCCCAAUCAAGUUGAACAAUUUACUGUUGAGCCUCUCUAAAACGGCCACCUUGGAGACAGAAGAAGGU
Messenger RNA from Porites evermanni, 9924 nucleotides. The record is from the annotation of a GenBank genome assembly. Lineage: Eukaryota; Metazoa; Cnidaria; Anthozoa; Scleractinia; Poritidae.